This is a messenger RNA of Mercurialis annua (annual mercury), 4525 nucleotides long. Its product is annotated as histone-lysine N-methyltransferase ATXR7. The record is from RefSeq and is a predicted model, not a curated record. NCBI's taxonomy places the organism in Eukaryota, Viridiplantae, Streptophyta, Magnoliopsida, Malpighiales, Euphorbiaceae. Gene Ontology annotation, molecular function: histone H3K4 methyltransferase activity; protein binding. The transcript has 19 exons. Gene Ontology annotation, cellular component: Set1C/COMPASS complex. Bases 234 to 4028 code for a protein of 1264 amino acids.
UAAUGCCUUGGCUAGAGUAGGUGUGAGUUUGGGAGAGAAAUCUUGCUGUCUUCCGCUUCCCUAAACUGUGACGGCCGCCGCGCGCGCGCUUAUUCACGUCGGCGCCGAGAUAAUUGAACUUAUAUAUUUAUAAACCCGGCACAGUUGAAACCCUAAUUAGUGAAAACAAGGUUUUACGGAUAUGUUUUGCGACUGGAUUGUUUCCCAGUAGGAGUGUAUCUGCUACCACUACCAUGGUUUCUUCCUUACCACUUAUUCAGGAACAUGGUAGCUCCUUAUUAUCUAAGAAAAGGUUGAAAAUCUCUAUUUCUGAACAUCGCGAACUAGAUUCAUUUAACUCCAUCGGCUACUAUGAUGAUGUAAUUUUGUCCGACACCAAGAAUUCCCCAUCCUCAUCUCAUGGCUGUCUCAGGUGCUUUGAUGCUUGUCAGGCUUCUUCAUCUUGCUGUGGCUUGGAUGAUAGGACUUGUCGUAGCUCUUUGUUGGAGCUGAGUUGCCAGCUGAAUGGCAAUAGUGGUGAUAUUCAAGAGUCUAGCAAUGCUGGGGGGUCGGCAAAGAAUCACUCUGGCUAUGUGUCGCCUGCUUUUGCAACUGGAUGGAUGUAUGUCAAUGAAAACGGACAAAUGUGUGGUCCUUAUAUUCAGCAACAGUUAUAUGAGGGUUUAUCUACUGGUUUUCUACCUGAAGAUCUUCCUGUCUAUCCUAUUUUAAAUGGGACAUUAGUUAAUCCUGUACCUUUGAAGUACUUCAACCAGUUCCCUGACCAUGUUGCUACUGGUUUUGUGUAUCUUGGCAUUGGUGUCUCAGGUACAUCCAUUCCCACAAAUCAUUUUGCCUCUGUUAAAAUGGAUUCAGCUGUACAUAGGCAAGAAGGCCUUGUUCCAACUUCUGUUCAAGUUUCAAUUUCUCAAGAUGCACAGAUCGUAUCCCAUUCACAUGUGGAUUACUAUACCUGUGUCUCCAAUCAGAAAAUCUCAGACUCUUUGGAAACUAGCCCUGAUAUGCCCUUGUCAUCAAUGUCAGGGGAUGAAAGUUGUUGGAUGUUUGAGGAUGAUGGAGGUCAGAAACAUGGACCACAUUCUCUUUCAGAACUUUAUGCUUGGUACUGUUAUGGGUAUCUUCGUGAUUCAUUGAUGAUAUAUCAUAAUCAAAAUGAGUUCAGACCCCUUGCUUUACUAUCUAUUAUGAAAGCGUGGAGGACAAAUAAAGUUGCAUCUGAUGCCAAACCUGAGACUGCCUUACUGUGCAGCUUCAUAUCUGAAAUUUCUGAAGAAGUUUCUUGUCAAUUGCAUGCUGGAAUAAUGAAAGCAGCUCGUAGAGUUGCAUUAGAUGAGAUGAUUAGCAAAGUCAUUACAGAAUUCUGUGAUUCAAAGAGUUCUCAGAAAAAUCUCAAGCUCAAUAAUGAUCAAGCUGCCAAACCUUUUUCUGAAGAUGGAAGAGUGUUUGAAGUUACUGGUGCAAGGAAUGAAGAUGUCACUCCUGAGUGUGAAGCUGCGUCAUUUUAUCAUGAUUCUGAUCAGUCAUGCUCUGAUGGAAUGACCCUGCAGUUACCCAAAAGCACAAAAUCUGUUGGAACAAUUGAUAAUUUUUUGGGGUCUCAGGCAGCUGUUUAUAGAAUCCUUUUUCAUUAUUGCAUGGAAGUCAUGUGGAAUGCUGUCUUUUAUGAUGUCAUAGCAGAUUAUUGUAAUUCCUGGAGAAGAAGAAAGCUUUGGUUUGCACGUCCAAAGAGAUUGCCUGCUGGUGCUGGGGGCUAUGUCAAGGAGACUGAAAAUGUAUCCAUUGAACUUGAUUAUGAUAGUGAUGUUGACUGUCCUCCUGGGUUUGAUAUUACGACGAUUAAAAAAGAUAAUCAUGCACAAUCAUCUAACUUAUCUAUAUUUGUGAAUGUGGGAGAGAGGCCAUCUCAACUGAAUGCCUUAUCUUACAAAACACACAAGACCUUUAAGUGCAUUUUAGACUCUGUAGAAGAUGAGCUACAUGUGUCCACAAAGGAAUUUUUAUCUGAAUAUGUUGAAGGUCUUGUUGAAGAAGAAGUGCAAAAAGUAGUUAAAUUCCCAGAUGAUGACAAAUUGAAUGAGAAGGCUGUUGAAUCUUCAUCUCAAUGUUUUCAGACAACUGAAUAUAGCUCUGUAGAAUGGCACGAUGAACUGAAGAGUGAUUUCAAUAAACUGGAUAUUAAAACAUCCAAUGGUUCUCAAAGUUUACUACAAGCUGAAAAACGACUAGGUUUGUCUUCAUGUGAGGAUUCUAUGCCCAGCUUUCUUGAAAGUGCAUUUCAGAAGUCACAGAUAUGUGUUAAUAAUAUCAUGGAUGACCAAAGUAUCAAUGAGCCACCACUACCUGGGUUUGAAGAUAGUACUAGGACUCAUGUCUCAUCACAAUUAUGCAAAUUCCAACCUGCACAAUCAGAUGAUUCUAUUCCCAAGAUCAGAGAAUACGUGGUCAUGGCAAUGUGCAGACAGAAGUUGCAUGAUGAUGUACUGAGGGAGUGGAAAUCAUUGUUGAUUGAUGGUAUUCUUAAUCAAUUUUUCAGAUCUCAUUGUACUUCAAGGCAGCACUGUCAAGCUGACGUGAACACAGGAGGAACAUCUAAUACAAAGAAGGAUAACAAUCACACUACUCUUACUUCUCUAGACAAGGUUAGAGAAGCAACAAGGAAAUUUAGCAGUUCAGACUCAACACUUGUGUCUUUGGUUAGUGAUAAAUACACAUAUUACCGGAAGAAAAAGCUGGUGCUGAAGAGGUUGGCUUCAUCAUCUCAAUCCAUAACUCCAGUUGAUGCAGGGCUACAACAUAUUCCUAUAGAGAGGUCAAGACAUACAAAUGUUGUUAGGGAUGUAGAAGUUGAACCCCUUCUUUCCACUCUCAAGAAGAAGAAAAUAACCAAGGGCCAGAUCGAACUAUCUGUUAAUGACAGAGAUAUAAAAACCUUUGUUAAACGCAGGUUGUCCAAAGAUCAGUCAGCAGCAAAAACUGCUACUCAUCGAAAAGUAAUUAAGAACAAGAAUGCAGUUGCCAGAUUUAAUAAUAAGAUCAAGGAAGACAUUGUGAAACCUAGCUGGAAGUCAGAAGUUAGGAAAGAUCAGGCUAAUGUUAAGGUUAUUGAUAGCAAAGGCAAUGAUGGUGGAAUUGAGGAAGUAGCUACUCGUGAUAAUUCUGAAAUGAAUCUAAACAAAACCAAGGCAUCAAAGUUAAAAAGAAAACAUUCAGCAAAUGGUGGAUUAAUUUCACAUCCUAUGAAAAUUCUGAAGGUGGACAGUAGUGGUUCCAAGGAAGCUUCACAUGGAGAGGUUACAGUGCAGAAGAAAAAAUCCCGUAAAACUAGGACAUCAAGUCAGUUCCCUAGAUCUGAUGGAUGUGCACGAUCUUCAAUUAAUGGCUGGAAAUGGCACAAAUGGUCACAUGGUGCAAGUCCCUCUGAAAGAGCGCAUGUUAGGGGAAGUCAUUGUCUUCAUGCCAACUAUCUGGCUUCUGAAGCCUAUACUUCUCAGCUGUUAAAUGGUAAGGUUCUUUCUGCAAGAACAAACAGGGCAAAGAUGCGCAAUCUUCUUGCUGCAGCUGAAGGCGCUGACCUUCUGAAAGCUACGCAGUUAAAGGCAAGAAAAAAGCGUUUACGUUUCCAACGAAGCAAGAUUCAUGACUGGGGUCUUGUUGCUUUGGAGCCAAUCGAGGCUGAGGAUUUUGUAAUCGAAUAUGUUGGUGAAUUAAUUCGCGCUCGUGUAUCUGAUAUACGUGAACGUCUUUAUGAGAAAAUGGGAAUUGGCAGCAGUUAUCUUUUUAGACUUGAUGAUGGUUAUGUGGUUGAUGCUACAAAGCGUGGGGGAAUUGCAAGAUUCGUAAACCAUUCUUGUGAGCCCAACUGCUACACUAAGGUAAUAAGUGUCGAUGGGCAGAAGAAAAUUUUCAUUUAUGCAAAGCGGCAUAUAGAUGAAGGGGAAGAAAUUACAUAUAACUACAAAUUUCCGUUGGAGGAGAAAAAGAUACCUUGCAACUGUGGUUCUAGGAAGUGUCGUGGAUCAUUGAAUUAGGAAGUGUUCUCGAGUUGUGGUUGCUGGCCAUUGUUUACAGUUCUGAUCUUCAAUUUUGUAAACUUGGAAAAUGAACGUCCAAGACUAUUAGUCUGACAUUUGUAGAGUAAUUCUCUCAGCUUUAAGAUGUUCCCUAAUGAAUUGCUACGUACAAGUUCUCGGGCAAGUGUGGUGGGAUGUAGGGACUCCAAGGCUGGCAGCGGAGCACGUAGGCAGGGUUUAUCAUCAAUUGCUGUGAUCAUAAUGCAUCGAUAGAGGCUGGGUUUGGUACUUGUGGUGGUUUUUUGGGACCAGAGCUUUUUGAAAAUGAAGUUGCGACUUUUGCAUUCUUGUAGAUCUCUUUCAGCUGCAGAUGAGUUUCUCUUCUUAGGAACUCAAAAACAGUUUGUUGUUUCUUGCUUACAUGACAUUUUUGGAAUAUCAAUUUGUUGUACAAACGUGUAUUGCUGCAUUGAUUAAAUCGAAAUGAAAAGUUAUAUAUUUAUUAUGAAUCUCAA